Messenger RNA from Portunus trituberculatus (swimming crab), 3342 nucleotides. RefSeq names its product protein O-linked-mannose beta-1,2-N-acetylglucosaminyltransferase 1-like. The coding region runs from base 467 to 2449 and encodes 660 amino acids. Gene Ontology annotation, cellular component: Golgi membrane. Gene Ontology annotation, molecular function: beta-1,3-galactosyl-O-glycosyl-glycoprotein beta-1,3-N-acetylglucosaminyltransferase activity. Gene Ontology annotation, biological process: protein O-linked glycosylation via N-acetylgalactosamine. Lineage: Eukaryota; Metazoa; Arthropoda; Malacostraca; Decapoda; Portunidae. The record is from RefSeq and is a predicted model, not a curated record. The transcript is spliced from 2 exons.
GGAAGGAAGGAAGGAAGGAAGGAAGGAAGGAAGGAAGGAUGGAAGGAAGGGAGAGAGGAAGGAAGGAAGGGAGAGAGGAAGGAAACUAAACGACGCAACCGACCUUUCUCCCAUAAAGACCCUUAUAAACUAGUGGUUAGUCUCUCUCUCUCUCUCUCUCUCUCUCUCUCUCUCUCUCUCUCUCUCUCUCUCUCUAACGAAACUUAAUCAAAACAAAAUAAAAAAAAAACAAUAAUUAGUGGAACUCGAGAUAUUUCAACAUAAAAUUACAAACAUACAUACACACCUCCUUCCCCUCCCCCCUCACACAUCCGGUUUACAUACACAAGGUCGCCAAAAAUUCAUGUACCAUUAACAAAACAUAGUGGAGUGAGAUCCACUUCCUCAACCUGAAAGACACUAGGUAACGGUGUGUGUAUAUUUUCUUUUUUUUUUUAUAUGUGUGCGUGCCUGCGCGUCUGUCAGCAUGGCGGGAGUGGAGGUGUGGUCGGGCGACGGCGGUUGGGGGUUGGAGGUGAGGGCGGCGUGCCUCCAGGACACAGACUUCACUACCAGGUGUGAGGCAGGAGAGAGACACCUGCAAAGGGAAGGGUGGACCGUGCCGCUUGUCACACCUUCCAACGCCAGCAUUUCUAGUGGCGGCCCCCGCAGCGGCAUCGCCCUUACAGCAGUCAACCCUCGCACAGGCCGUGUCAUCUUUAACAAGGUAACCUUUCUCUCUCUAGCCUUCGAGAGGCACACACCUAGUAGUAAAUCAAUACAUCACAGACUGACUCAUAUAGGGUGUGCAUCCCUCCCCCAGGUGUUCCCGCUAGGACAGUACUGGGCGCACUGGGCGGACCUGGAGUGGCACCUGCAGCACGUGGCCCCGGGCCGCGUCGUCGUGCUGGCCAUCGCUGUUUCAGGUGCCGUGGGCCUCCGCCACGCUGCCGUUCGCCUCGCCGCCCUCGGCUCUCUCUUCGCCUUCCACCUGCCGCCCACAGCCCAUUGGACCUGGGUCUUCAUCAAGGGCGGCCGCACCCUCUCAGAGACAGUAACUCUCCACUCCCGCGGCACCCACCACGCCCACCUCCUGCUGCCACUGUCCUCACUCCCCUACCCACCCUUCUCGGAGCCUCGAUGGCACUACUGUGCCACCCACGGUGUCAUGGGCGGCCUGUGUGAUGAGCACGACCCAGACCCUUUGCCACCGCCCAAACCCGCCCCAGUGGCACGCCAGGCAGCCCUCGCCCACGUGCCCAUCAUCGUCACCGCCGGCGCCAGACACCAGUACCUCUACUACACCCUCACCACCCUCCUGGCGGCGCCCGGCGCCCUCCACCACAACGUCCUGGUGGUCCUGGGCGACGCUCCACCCUCCACCACGAGCCUCCUCCACCUCCUCGGCCUCAACUUCACCACCGUCGCCGUCAGCGGACGCGACAACGAGAAGCUCUUCCGCUACUACCGCGCCGUCUUCCGCCUGCUGGAGCGAUCCUUCCCAGACGCGCCGGCCGCCAUCUUACUUGACGAGGAUGUCGAGGUCUCCCCAGACUUCUUCUCCUUCUUCAGUCAGACGCUGUGGCUGCUGCACGCCGAUCCCUCCCUUUACUGCAUCAACGCGUAUUCCGCCACGGGGUUCAGCGGCAUCGCCCACGAUGCACGCACACUUCAGCGCGGCAGCGUACAGGUGGAGUGGGGCUACGCCGUCUCGCUGGAUUUCGUGCGGGAUGUUAACACUAAAUGGCCGAAUGAGCUGCCAGAAAAUGACACGUUGUUCUACGACGAGUGGAUUUUCCGGCACGGUGGCCGCGGGCGAGAGUGUGUCUUCCCAGAGAUGAGUCGCACCAAGCACUUCGGUGUGGGUGUGAACACGGAUGCCUGGAGCACCGAGAUAUACUUCCUUAACAAGCCGGUGAUGAGGCGACCUCACGUGGCCCUGCAAAACGUGGCGGGAAUGGUGUCGGGCCCGUGGCAGCGACGCUUCUCUGCCAGUCUGGCGAGUGCCACACCCCUCACAGGCAAUCCGUGCGGAGAGAACUUCGUGCCACGAAUCAACAUCUCCACAAACUUUGUAUUCUUCUACAAGCAGGUCAGGAAGCCAGACGGACAACCGGACUGGAGUAACUUCUAUUUCGCCGCCAAGUGCCUCAACGCGUGGGGCGUGUCCGCGCAGGGGCUGCACCAGCAUGUGCUCACGGUGCGGCCCUCCCUCCACACCACCCUGUUCCUGGUGGGCACCCCCUUCUCCCCUCACGGCCACCUGUGCCCGCCACACGUCACUCCCUGGCAGUACGCCACCCUCACAUCCUCCGAGGACCAAAUCCUCAUCGACAGGAUCAGACACCUCGAGAUUGGCGAAUUCCACGUGGCCAACCUGAACGUGACCACUGACUACCUGGCACACCUGCUGAUACAACCUCGUUUACAGCGUCAGGCCUCGGAUGGGAGAAGACGUGCCUUUACCUAACCAUAAUGCAGUGCAACCUGUGCAGAGAUAGCCGGAGCUGCCUCCUUCAGUCCAUCCCACCACAGCUUCCUUUGAGGCUUGGCGUCAAACACAACGCUGUGCUGUGGGACCCGAAUACACGCCAUCAUCUCAACAUAAACAAAACACUUCCACAAGUACAUUCAUCCCAUUUUCACGAAAAAUAUACAAAUAAAAUAAUAUAAAAUAUUGAACUAUUCAAGCAUCCAAAAAAGUGAAGGUGAAGGAGGAAGGGUUGGGGCGGCGCGGGUUGUUCGGAAACUAGGUGUGGCACGGCAGCGCACAGGUGACUCAUAUCUUAUCGCCACAGGUAUCUACUACACAUUGCGAGCGGAAGAAGACUGGUGAGAGUUACAGCAUGGUGAAAGGAUUGACACUGAAACAAGAAAAAAUAAGUAAACAAAAAAAAUAAAUAAAAACUACUGAUUGAAGGGAACAUGAAACACUUAUAUUAGACCAAAAGUAAAGGAAACAAAGGUGAAGAGAAUGACGGCAGAGUUUACAAAGAAAGGUAAUUAAUGGAGGCAAUGAGGAGGGCAGUGAAGAGGGACGGGAGGAAGGGAGGGCACACCACACCACACCGCCACACCACCUCACAGUCACGAACGCAUUCACAGGUUGACCGGCGAGGCAUGAAGGACCGCGCGGUUCUCCACCACAGCCCACCACUGCUGCACUAACCCCACCCCCUCGAAACACUACUUGUAAUACACCCCCUUCAACUCAACCCUCUGACACCUCCACCACUAAUCCUUGCCAUCUACAAACAAGACACCCACUAAAUCUCUCCCUCCCUCUGAUCCAGUAACCACUCAUCCACGUUCUUUUUCAUUCUCUCUCUCUCUCUCUCUCUCUCUCUCUCUCUCUCUCUCUCU